Molecule: messenger RNA, 2037 nt
Organism: Purpureocillium takamizusanense
Lineage: Eukaryota; Fungi; Ascomycota; Sordariomycetes; Hypocreales; Ophiocordycipitaceae
Exons: 2
Coding region: 1-2037 (678 amino acids)
Source: RefSeq, a predicted model, not a curated record
AUGUUCCCCCCAAAUCCAAGUUGGAUGAGGACACAGAUCUGGUCCUUGGCCAACGCAACCCUCCAACCUUGUGCCAUUCCGCCCAACAUGGCCGACGCCCGACCGCGUUUGGGCCACGAAUGCAUGGCAGGGCGCUGCCCCGACAUCGACAGCGCAUCCAGCGAUCGUACAAGUAGUCGAGAGCGUCGUCUGUCUCGUCUUAUCGCCAAGUACGAGUCCCUUAAAGAACCGGACAGGCUCCGUCAGUCUGUUGGCUACGUGGAAUUGCCAGCAAGUCUCACGGCUCCGACAUCUGCCCACGCGGCUGGUGAAUCGAAUCCAUUCGCUUCGGGGGCCCAGUCCGAGUCUACUUGGUCAUUCCCGGCGAUGAAGGACACGGUGGUCGACUUUGGGCUGUCGCUACCACGACAUGCCGCGUUGGGACAGACUGCCGUUGUCUCCUCGCCCGCCAAAGACGGAGCAUCCGGAGUCGAACGCACGUCCAUGGUGGCAGAGCGGCGGAGAUUCUUUGAAGCAUCGCAGCCUGGAAGCGUCCCAUCCAAUUUAACGUCUGUCCACCGUCCACCAAAAGACACCAAGGCGGGUUUGCCUGCCACAUGCACGCGGCAGACUUUGCGAACCGUCUCGCCGUCGCCCAGCGCGAGAUCGAACUCUACGGUGCUUUAUGACACUCCGGCGGCGGCCAGUGUAUACAGAUUGGCGGAGCGCGAUACCGCGGCGAGCAUGCAUUCCUCGCUGCCGGACAGUCUAAGCGUGAGCUCGACAACUGGGCUGAUUGACGAUGCUUGCUCAUCCAGCAGAGGCGCGGCCCCGGGCUUAGCCUCAAGGCUUCCGGAUCAGCCGAUGGACCAAGGCGCGGCAGGCAAGGCACUGCGGUGGCCUUCAGGAGCCAGACGCGAGAGGCCUGAGACCCCGACCCGGUGCUCGGGAAAGGCAGCCGUUGGCACAUUGAAGCCCACGCCAAGAGAGUGCAACACUGCGAUCGUAAAGACGCCGGCCGGAGACACUGCCCGCAAACUCCACCAUGGUGUAUUGGCGGCCACCCCGACGCUGAGGGCCGUCAGGGCCCAUUCGCCCACAAUUGCGAGCCUGCAGAAGAGAUUCCAUGCGUCCAUCCAGUCUACGUCGGCUCCGUCCCCGGGGAAGAUCAGACAGGAUCCGGCCAUGGUGCCACGACAGCUAGUCGGGACAAGAGGUUCAUACCGGAGCACUCCAGACUCUGACGGUGGCCUCUGGGCCGCCAGUGAGCCGCGGGCGCAGGUGCGGGUGCAUGAAAAGCGGACGCACCCGCCGCACGACAUUGAAACUACGGCCCAGCAGCCAAAACUACGAGACAGGAUCGACCUCUUCGAAUCGUUUGGCCUUGGCGCUGAGCUGGGGUCGUCUACCGAAAGAUUGCUGGUUCCGGCAUCCACGACUCACGAUACAAAGGGGCUCAAGCGGCCGAGUUCGUCAGACAAUCGAGUUGGAGCAGCUUUGAGAAAGUUGUCUGGGACAUGGAGACGGGCGCGCCUAGGAAGCCAUGCGGGGAGGAUGCCACCUGCAUCACAGAAGGAUCGAAUUGAGCAGCAGUCACCUUCCUUGUCCAGCGACGGGUCGGUGGUGACGUUUCGGGGCGCUUCCCAGACCAACUUGCUGGAUGCCGUGGCGUUCGACUUUGCUGACGACUUGUGCAACCCCACGCCCUGGCUGCCGUCCGCACCGGCAUCUAACGACCGAAUUGAGCCCGCACAUCGUGGGUUGUCCGACAUGGACGGAUCUUUGCACAGCACGAACAGUUAUGCACAGCCUCGCCCGGGGAGCGGAAAGCGGCUUGCCGAGGGUCGCACACACGCAGGGGGGAAAAGGGCCGAGACUUGGACUCAGGUAGCGCAGCAGUCCGGACGGCGCGUGUCGAGCCGACGCUGGAUGUCGCGCAGCAGCGGGACCGGGACCAUGGUGGCACGCGUGCAGUGCGCGCUGCAACAGCCGAGGCCAGUGAGGGCCAACGAGGUGAAGCGGCUGGUAAGCCUCUGCAAGGACAAGGUGACGGGCUAG